AUGGCUCGGAAAAAGUUUUUGAAUUUGCAUGAUGAGGAUGAGAAUGAUGAACAUCAUGAUGAUUCAUUGAAUGGAAUAGAUCAGCAACAACAACAAAAUGAUGAACAAGCCUCUGACAUUCAUGAAAAUUCUUCCUCUUCUCAACAGAAACGUCGUUUAACGAACAACUCAACAACAACAAACCGAAUGCGAGAACAACCUCCUAAUAAGAAGAAUAAUCACCAACAACAAUAUGAAUUAGAGGAAUUAGGGAAUAAUGAGGAAGAGUCUACUCGCAAUGGAAAUUUAGUCAUGGAGGAUGAUGAUGCAGCAAUAGCACAUAUGAAUCAUCAUCGCCAUAUUCCUCCUUAUUAUACCUCCAAUACGUUAAAUACACCCUCCGAAGAGGAUCGAGGACUUGUGCCCAAUGACCAUGCACCUCCAGCAACAUCACCAGAGGAAGAAACAAACAAUGCUACUGCUCAUGAAGCAACACCUCUUCCCAUGAAACAAUUAUCCAUUGUGUUUUUCAUCUAUUUGGUGGAUAGUUUAAGUUUGACUGCAAUUUUUGCGUAUAUUGGAUUCAUGGUCGAAGAUUUCCAUAUCGUCGAUGAUCCUCAAAAAUUGGGUUAUUUUGCUGGCCUCAUUGCCUCCUCUUAUUAUCUCUCUCAAUUGUUUUCUAGUUUCUUUUGGGGUUAUUUGAGUGAUAUUGUUGGAAGAAGACCUAUUUUAUUAAUUGGUGUGACGCUUGGCUCGCUGUCAUGCUGUCUUUUUGGUUUCAGCAAAUGGCUAUGGUGGGCUAUUCUUUCUCGUUUCUUGUUUGGUUUGUUGAAUGGUAAUUUGGGAGUGACAAAGAGUUAUUUAACAGAAAUUACAGAUGGUACCAAUCGAGGUAAAGCAUUUAGUAUUGUUGGUGUCACAUUUGGUUUGGCAGCUGUUUUGGGUCCGCUCAUUGGUGGCGUAUUUUCUAGACCAAACAUCCAAUAUCCAGAAUUUAUGAAAUUAUUUCCAGAAUGGGUUCAAUAUUGGUGUGAUGUAUUUCCUUACAUCAUUCCCAACGUUAUGGUGACAAUUUUGGGCUUAAUUUCUGUAGUGCUAGGUUAUUUCUUUUUAGAAGAAACUAACAAGGAGAGUAAAUACUACAAGAAAUACGUUCUGAAACAAACAGGAAACACUGCCUCAAAGGAUUUAGAGGCUUCCUCAUCACAAAAAUCAAAAUCCUUAGCUGCUGCUGUUGAUACUGAUGACGAAGCAGCCAUUCGACCAAAAAGAAAAAUUAAUUGGCGAGAAAUAUUCAAGCAUGAAAUAUUUGAGGGAAUUUCACCCCUUGUGAGUUGUUUCUUGUACAUGUUGGUCGGUUUUGCUCAAGUCAUGUUUGAUGAAGUUUUCCCUUUGUAUGCCAUGUUACCCGUGAAAGAUAAUGGUUUGAAUUUCACACCCUAUGAAAUUGGUAUCGUUGGAGCAAUCACUGGAGGUUUCAUUUUCCUUAAUCAAUUAAUAUUUGUGCCGCUCCUAAUGUCACGGCUUGGAGCUAUUAACGCAUUCCGUGUUGGUCUACUCAUUCACACAUUUUCUCUCGUUGUUUUCCCAGAAGUUUGUUGGUUUGGAAAUGACCCUGAAAAUCCACAAGUUUGGAAGAGUGUGAUUUUGUGGACAUCUUUGAGUAUUAUUUUGUUGGUAAGACAAAUUGGAGUUGGUCUCAUGUUCUCGUGCUCUUUUGUUUUCACAUCCAAUUCAGUGACAAACAAGAGCCAAGGUGUGUUGAAUGGUGUUGCUCAAUCCUUGAUUUCAAUUGCGAGAAUGGUUGGUCCGCUAUUAAUUGGAGUGAGUUUUGCAGCAAUUGUUUCGAGUGGUAUUGGAUUUCCAAUCGAUCAUCGUUUGGUAUUUUACUUUAUUGGAGGAACGAGUGUAUUUUCAUUUGCAAUGACAUUUGCCAUGAAGAAGAAACUGAACGUUCCAAAAGAUGAAUUAUUGAGGUUAAUGAAUGAAAAGGGUCUACCACUCGAGGAAGCCUAUCACAUGCUAUUCAAGAGAAAGGCUGCAGUUCAACACGCUGCAAUGGAAUAG
This is a messenger RNA of Naegleria fowleri, 2046 nucleotides long. RefSeq lists its product as uncharacterized. Bases 1 to 2046 code for a protein of 681 amino acids. Gene Ontology annotation, biological process: transmembrane transport. Gene Ontology annotation, molecular function: transmembrane transporter activity. The record is from RefSeq and is a predicted model, not a curated record. The transcript is spliced from 6 exons. NCBI's taxonomy places the organism in Eukaryota, Heterolobosea, Eutetramitea, Acrasida, Naegleriidae.